Pecten maximus is the source of this 1368-nucleotide messenger RNA. RefSeq names its product serine/threonine-protein kinase Nek7-like. The transcript has 9 exons. Gene Ontology annotation, molecular function: ATP binding; protein kinase activity. Lineage: Eukaryota; Metazoa; Mollusca; Bivalvia; Pectinida; Pectinidae. Gene Ontology annotation, biological process: protein phosphorylation. The coding region runs from base 99 to 1157 and encodes 352 amino acids. The record is from RefSeq and is a predicted model, not a curated record.
UGCGCACCUGCAAUUUCCUGUACAUAUUUUGGGAAAGGACUGUUGAAAUACGUCAAAAACACCUUCAAUUCCGUCCAAUUCAAAGGUGGUUGUAGGCCAUGGAGCCUAUGGAACAGGAGGAGCCUCUCCAGCAAGCCACAGUAUACCAGAGGGACAGUGUAUAUGGUCGACUUGAAAACUUCGAAAUUGACAAAAAAAUUGGCAAGGGUCAAUUUUCUGAGGUUUAUCGAGCACGCUGUAAGGUUGAUGGAAGUGUUGUAGCUUUGAAAAAAGUUCAGAUAUUUGAAAUGAUGGACGCAAAAGCAAGACAGGAUUGUAUAAAAGAGAUUGAUCUGUUGAAACAACUUAACCAUCCAAAUGUGAUAAAAUACCUUUCGUCUUUCAUAGAAAAUAAUGAGCUUAAUAUUGUCCUAGAAUUGGCAGAUGCAGGAGAUCUGUCUCGUAUGAUAAAGCAUUUCAAGAAACAGAACAGAUUGAUUCCAGAGAAGACAAUAUGGAAGUACUUUAUACAGAUAUGUGGAGCUUUGGAACACAUGCACUCCCGGCGAAUCAUGCACAGAGAUAUAAAACCAGCCAAUGUGUUUAUUACGGCACAGGGCAGAGUAAAACUUGGUGACCUUGGAUUGGGUCGCUUCUUCAGCUCAAAAACGACGGCUGCUCAUUCCCUAGUUGGAACACCCUACUAUAUGUCUCCAGAAAGGAUCCACGAGACUGGCUAUAACUUUAAGUCUGACAUGUGGUCCUUGGGAUGUCUAUUGUAUGAGAUGGCAGCUUUGCAGUCCCCUUUCUAUGGAGACAAGAUGAACUUGUACUCGCUUUGUAAAAAGAUCGACCAGUGUGACUACCCACCUUUGCCAGCCGACUGGUACUCAGAAGAUCUGAGGAACCUGAUUGCCAUUUGUAUCAACCCUAAGCCAGAGCAGCGACCUGACAUCACCUACGUUAAUCAGGUGGCACAGAUGAUGCACCAACGUCAUAGUCAGGCCACACCUACCACACCCCAUGCCCAGCAUCCACAUCACCCCCACCUCCAGCAGCCCCCGCAACAAACACAGUUCCCCCAGCAACCAGCCAUGGUUGCCCAGCAACCACAGGUACCACAGCAACAGAUACCCCAGCAACCACCACAGCAACCUCAACAGGAGCAAGUUGUCUAAAACCAGGAAGGAUACAUGUCAUAUUCAAAACCAUAUUUAAAUUCGAAGGAGCAGUAUUGACUUUCCAUUUUAACAGUUUAGGCUCAUUUGACAUUAUUAUACAUAUCCUACUAUGUAGUGGGGAUUUAUUUAACAAUCUUACAAAUUUUCUCACUGUUGUUAUACUUUAAAAAUGGUAAAAACCUGUUGAACACCUAAAAUCAUUGCUACA